Molecule: messenger RNA, 351 nt
Organism: Cadophora gregata
Lineage: Eukaryota; Fungi; Ascomycota; Leotiomycetes; Helotiales; Ploettnerulaceae
Exons: 3
Coding region: 1-351 (116 amino acids)
Source: RefSeq, a predicted model, not a curated record
AUGAAUCUCCUAAAACACACAGUUACACUCAUCACAGCCUUCACCCUCGUCCUUGCUGCACCACAUCAACAAGUCGACACUGUAUCCACUUCUGAAUUGAAAACAUGUAGAACCGACGCCGACUGUCCCAACCGCCUCUGGAAGUGCUCGCCCAGCGACAAAACUUGCCAUUUCCACCUAAGAGAACUGGGCGAGCAUGAGAAAGAGAAGAGGAGUGCUUUUCCAUUCUAUUGCGAUGCUAGACAAGAAUGUCCUUCACCUUGGCUUACGUGUAAUAAAACUUGGUGGAUUUGCUUGCCGGAUUUUUCGAUGGCAAUGGGUGUGGGUAUGGGGAGGGAGGAUAGGCUGUAA